Messenger RNA from Orbicella faveolata, 1869 nucleotides. RefSeq lists its product as uncharacterized. The record is from RefSeq and is a predicted model, not a curated record. Lineage: Eukaryota; Metazoa; Cnidaria; Anthozoa; Scleractinia; Merulinidae.
UCUAAUUUCAGUUAAGGGUCUAAAAUCGCAUAGUUUGGUCUGAAAUAAGGUGAAGAUUUGAAGAAAACAGGGCGCGGCACCUGGUUGAGUACCCCCUGAUGUAGAAAACUAAGCCGCAGACCAAAAAUUCGCAGGCUCUGAAAGCGAAGUCAGAGCAAGUACACACGCAACCCUUUGGACUUUUUAUUAAGUUUACUCAUUUCAAGAAAUGACUUGAAAACCGGGACAGUGUCCAGACUCAUCAACAGAAUCGUUUUAAAUCCAAAAGAGGGCCUCGACAGGAAAAGAGGUCAAAAGCUUCUGAACUGAAGAACCCUAUUGACGACACCGGAAGUUGCAAUGGACAACGAGCUCAAAUGUGAUCACAAUAACUUGGAAACAGGUUCCACAACGCGACCAUUAUACCCAAUCGCUGGAGAAAGCAAUACACAUAGAGAAUUCUGUUGCAAGCAUAGAAGUGAACAUUCAAUAGAAGAUGCACCUUCUAGUCGACUGAAAUUGGAGCACGCUUACGGUCUGCAAAGUCAGGCGGAGUCAACAAGUCGUUGUAACGGCAUUCUGGCCUCGGGGAAGCUAUUCAGGCUCGUAACGAAAGCAGCAGGUUUAUGGAAUCCAAGGGUAAAACGCUAGCUCUGCUUUGCGCCUUUUUUGUAGCUUUGAAUAUUUUAUCAUUGCUGGCAGAAAUAAUAAUUCCAAGUAUCUGUGGUCCCUUUGUCGAUCGUUGCGUUACAAUUUCCAAGAGCGUGACAAAUGUGACUAGCCAAUCAACGGUGGAUCCCCUGGUUAUCGAGGUAUACGACAUAACGUUGGCGUUCGACGCGUGGAAUGCUCUCUCCGAUACUACGACUUACGUGCUCUUAAUUUACACUCUGUGGCGCGUGGAAGGACAUUUGCCUUCUUUCUCUCUUGUUUCUGCACAAGCCAAAGUUAGCUCACGCGAGUGGCUUUUAAUUAACGCAAUGUUGGUGAUUUGCUCCCUGGCCAUUACAGUUGCAAGUGCUUUCCGAAUAUCCGCGGUUGGAUACAGCAAAAUGAAAUUUUACGGCAUAUUUGGGUUAGGAAUACUGAUUGUUUACUUGACAGCGUUCAUAUGUUGCUACGUUUUCGCUGUUGUGUCUUUCGCAUUGGUUAGUUUAGUUGACGCAUGUUUCGAGGAAAUCCGUAACAUGGGUGAAGGAACCCUUAAUGACGUCACCGCUGCACAUCAAAAGUUGUGCAGAAAACUGUCAACAGCUUCACAAUCGUUUAAAACCUGGCUUAUUGUUCCGUUCAUAUGUUGCUACGUUUUCGCUGUUGUGUCAUGCGCAUUGGUUAGUUUAGUUGACGCAUGUUUCGAGGAAAUCCGUAACAUGGGUGAAAGAACCCUUAAUUACGUCACCGCUGCACAUCAAAAGUUGUGCAGAAAACUGUCAACAGCUUCACAAUCGUUUAAAACCUGGUUUAUUGUUCACUGGUUAAUGUUCGGCGCUAACUGCCUUGCUGUGUUCGUUUUUGACUCGAUGCAUUUUUCAUUGUUUUCUCGACACUUCAGCGGGGCGCCUACCGUUUUCAUGGCCGUAGCUUUUGUUCUUAACUUCUCAAUCUUCCUUGUGCCCUGUGUAUACGCUUCGAGAGUGACAUGGAAAUGUAACGACUUACUGUCCAAAGUAAACAGCAUGAGCUCGGGAAACUGGAACGAGUGGCACCCUUUCCGUGACCGCACUGUGGUAAAUGAAUUUAUUUUCUAUGCAGAACGGAGUAAAUGCGGCUUCGGGAUCGGAAGCGUGGCGUUUGGGUCCAGUGGUACUUGGAUUUCUCUGUGUUUAGGUCUGCUUGGUUUAGGUGCUAGACUGUUUACUUACAUCAAAUAACUGAAGUUGGAAUUCGGUA